AUGGUACCAGUUGCGCCAAGAUCGCCUGCCGGCGAGGAGCCAAAGAGGACGUGGCCGGAGGUGGUCGGGCUGCCCAUCAAGGAGGCAAGAGAGAUCAUCCUCAAGGACAAGCCCGACGCCGACAUCGUCGUCCUCCCCGUAGGCACGCCGACAACCAGGGACCUGAGGCCUGACCGCGUCCGCAUCUUCGUUGACACCGUCGCCAGCACCCCCCAUGUUGGCUAG
This is a messenger RNA of Lolium rigidum, 225 nucleotides long. Its product is annotated as subtilisin-chymotrypsin inhibitor-2A-like. Gene Ontology annotation, molecular function: serine-type endopeptidase inhibitor activity. Bases 1 to 225 code for a protein of 74 amino acids. Lineage: Eukaryota; Viridiplantae; Streptophyta; Magnoliopsida; Poales; Poaceae. Gene Ontology annotation, biological process: response to wounding. The transcript has 2 exons. The record is from RefSeq and is a predicted model, not a curated record.